AUGAGUCGGGAAUAUAAUCCAGGAUUUGAUGAGGAGAAUGUAAAUGAAGAUGAUCGGCCCUUACUUCAAAACAAUACGCUUGGCGUGGAGAACGCCGCUUUCGUUAACACUGAUGAAGGAAAUCAUGAACAAGAUAGUCGGUUAAAUGGAAGCAGUGAGUUUCAUUCUUAUUCAUGUUAUUCUAGAUCUAUAUUAAUAUACAUUGUGGCUACUAGCAAGAGCAUAGUUUAAUCCUGCUUGUACGAAAUGAAAAGUAUAUUUUUUAGCUAUCAGUACAAUAAAUAUUAUCUAUAAGUAACUUCUAUUGCUUGAGAGUUAACUUGUUUUCAUGUUUCAGUGCCAACUGUGAUGUGCCGAGUGUGUGAGAACAAUAUACCUUACGAUAAAAACUCUAUGCAGCAUGUAGUACGAUGUAACCAAUGUAACGAAGCCACUCCGAUCAGAGCUCCACCAAGUGGAAAGAAGUUUGUGAGAUGUCCGUGCAAUUGCCUUCUGAUCUGUAAGGUAUCGUCGAAUCGUAUCUCUUGCCCUCGCGCUAACUGUGGUCGCGUGAUCAUUUUACAACCACCAUCUACACAAGGCUCCACAGUACCCGCACCUGCAGGGACAGCUCGAGUGCAAUGUUUCUACUGCAAGGAAGUGUUUAUGUUUAACACCCUGGCCAGUUGUAUCGCGGCGUGUCCGCAUUGUCAAAAAAGGUGCCUAAUUUGUUUUACUGUUAGUUUAGAUGGCUUUUCAAUACGUAUUUAACUAUAUUAUACUCUUUACAGGUCUUCGGUUGGUGCAAGUUAUGUUCGAAUCCGGUCAUUUGCCUUCUUUUUUGGAGCUUUGUUAAGCUUACUGGCAACGAUAUGUGUUAUUGUAAGUUACUUUUUAUUGUUCUUACCUUCAAAUUUAGAUUGGAACAGCGGGAUCGUCAGAAUUUUUUGUUUACAUUAUCUGGUUAUGCCUAAUUGGAUCUACGGUCUUCUGCUCGUACAGGUUCUAUCGCUUUGCCACCUUAAAAAUAAGCAAAGUUUUGGGUCCUUUGUAAGUAUUGUACAUGUAUCUACGGCAAGACACACUUGGUAUAUAAAUGAUUUUUUUCUAACCUCAAUAAACACUUUGAAUCUUUGAUUGUAUGUUAUGAUAGGAAAACUGUUUUGAAUCGAUAAAUAUAUAUUUGUGAAUGAUAUGCUAAUAUUUUCAUAUGAUAACGUUUAUUCGGUCAUUAUGUCAAAUUAAAAUCUUGUUUAAGGGAUGUACGUGUCGCCGAGGCUUCGUUUCACAGCUUCUCUGGCCAAUUACGCACGUCCCGUCCUUCCAGAUGGACCUUCCUUAUCAGACUUUAUUAGUGGUGACGUGAAAAAGACAAGUAACGGCCGGUUGAGACUUCCAGAAUGGCUGAAGCGGGAUUUGACGAAAACUGACCAAAAACAAUUAAAGCUCAAAAGACAGUUACGGGGACUAAAGUUGGCUACAGUAUGUGAAGAAGCUAGAUGCCCAAACAUAGGAGAAUGUUGGGGAGGAGGGGAAGAUGUCCCAUCUACUGCGACCAUCAUGUUAAUGGGUGAUACGUGUACUCGAGGAUGCAGAUUCUGUUCCGUAAAAACUGCAAGGACUCCUGGGGCUUUGGAUCCAGAAGAACCAUUGAAUACAGCCAAAGCUGUAGCAUCAUGGGGCGUUGAUUAUAUUGUUCUUACAUCGGUUGACAGGUAUUGUAUCCCUAUAAAAAACUUGGAAAGUAGUAAUGCUUUUUCGUAGCAAGUAUAAAAUUUAUAUAGUAGGAUGUAGCAUUCGCCUAACCAAAUCUUUAUAGGGAUGACUUGGUCGACGGAGGUUCAGCACACAUAGCUCAAACAAUAUCUCAUUUGAAGCAGGAAUGUCCUCACGUGUUAGUCGAAGCCUUGGUGCCCGACUUCUCUGGAAAACUGGAUUGUAUUAAGACAGUAGCACUAUCAGGACUAGAAGUGUAUGCUCACAACAUAGAAACAGUACGUCGCUUGACACCGGGAGUACGAGAUCCUCGGGCAAAGUACGAUCAGUCAUUGAAGGCUUUGGAACACGCAAAACGGUCGAAUCCUCUGCUAGUGACUAAAAGCUCCAUUAUGCUGGGGUUAGGUGAAGAGGAGGAGGAGAUUUUGCAGACGAUGAAGGACCUCAGAGAUGUUGGAGUAGAGGCCUUGACCUUGGGACAGUACAUGCAGCCAACUAAGAGACAUCUCUUGGUCAAGGACUGGGUAACUCCACGGAAGUUCGACGAGCUGAAGGCUGUUGGAGACGAAAUGGGAUUCCUGUACGUGGCUUCAGGGCCUUUAGUCAGAUCGUCGUACCGUGCUGGAGAAUUCUACCUUAAGAAUAUUGUAAACAGAAGACUGAAUAGAGAACAAGUUACCAGUUCGUUGUGA
Molecule: messenger RNA, 2387 nt
Organism: Bursaphelenchus okinawaensis
Lineage: Eukaryota; Metazoa; Nematoda; Chromadorea; Rhabditida; Aphelenchoididae
Source: the annotation of a GenBank genome assembly